AGCGGUAGGAGAGGAUAUUCAGGUAGUUGUUUCUGUCCUGGAGGCGACGCAGCCAGUCCCUCUCCCUCGCAGGAGGAAGGAGGCUAUAGCGAACAUAAAGAGAGAGUCAAGCAGGAGCUGUUGGAACUAGUGAGGCUUGAGAAAGAGGUUGAUCACGUGAGAACGGCACUGGGUCACGUGGACACUAUUGCAACUGGUGUACAGAGAGCAGAUGUGCCGGAGAACAAAGUGUGCAGGAUCCUCCAAAUCUCUUGGAGGAGUUGGAGGAGAAACUGAUGGAACUUAUGGAUGAGAACUUUGACCCCAGCUCCCAUCCGAGUGUGCUGGAGUUGGCACGACUGCUGUCAGGGGAAGGAAAUGGAGGAGGUGUGGAGGAGGCAGAGGAAGAUGUACAGGUGAAGAAGGUCCAGCAGUCGCUGAAGUGUCCUCUGACAGGGACCUAUCUCGAAGACCCAGUCAGCAACAGUGGGUGUGGCCACACCUACUCCAGAGCUGCAGUCAUGGAGCACAUUCGCCACAGAGCUGUGCGGGCAGCAAGAUGUCCUGUGUGCAGUGGUCCUCUGACUGUGAGCUGCCUUCAACCUGAACCUCGACUGGCCAAGAAAGUGAGGAGGGCCAAAAGAAAGGAUGGACUCUGAAACAUUUUGACAGACUCUUGUCACUGUUUAUUUGAUCACUUUUUGUGUUCUCUGGUUGCCGAUUUUUAUGGGACUAUAAUUAUACCACCAACAGAACUAUAGCACAGGUUACUGUUUAACAUCUGUCUCUGUAAUGAAUGAUCCAGUGUUAAAAGAUUGUUAUAUAUUCCACCAAAUCAAAAUAAAGUGAGACAAUAAAUAAAGCCACUGGUGAAGUGAAGAAGCUACGAAGACUGGUUGGCUAGUCUAGUCAGUGCAGAGCGGAGGGCACGAUGUACAAAGUCUCUUGCUAGUUGAGUGAGUUCAUCGUCGUCAGCAACAACGUUAAUGGCAGGGACAGACACAUCAUCUUGUGGCGGUUGAGAGUGAGGAUGCUCAUCUUUCUCCUCGGCCACUGAGCUGCCAAUGGAAGGCAGAGAGCCAGUGGAACCGGUGAACUGAACUCCCUCCACAACCUGCCAGCUCUGAACACUCUCCGAGUCACUGUUGGCUCCACCCACCUCUGAGGACUGCUGGGGAAUGGGGCUGAGGCUGUUGGCACGCCGCUGCCUGUGCAGGGAGUGGUUCAGACGGUCGAGGUUCCGCAGAGUCUCCGCAUAUCUCUUCUUUGUUUUCUGCAAUUCCCUUUCCAGACCAGAGAUGUGCCUCUUCAGUUGCUAUACAAUGUGCCAACAGCACACAUCACACAGGACUGGGUGACAUGUGGUCUCACAUUCAGUUCCUGGCUCGAUCUCCACCUCUCCUCGAAGUAGGGUCGAGACUUGAUGAUGUGAGGUCUCAGUUUCCUCUCUAUUAGUCGGUACUCCUCCAGGACUGCAUUGCAGCGAUCUAGGACGCGGCGGUGCUCAGCCUCACUCUCCCUCUUCUCCUUCUCCGUCCCAACCACCUGAAUACAAACACAUCAAACAUCACUCCCAAUCACCGCUCCAACCUUUCUUGUAGCAUGGUUCAGGACUUCCAGGAGUGCAUGACUGACUGACUCAUCUACUACCUUCCCCUCUUCACUGGUCUCAGGGAGGGAAUUGGCCAACUCGCCCUCUGUCACUCGUAUCAUCUCCUUGGCUGCGGCGUACUGACUGCUGGCCUUGUCAAACAUUGCAGCUGCCCUGUUAGACUCCUCUUGAACCUGCCACAGCAAGACUCUGUCACCAGCACACUCCUCACCCCUCACUCCUCACCUGUCUCGCCUUCCUCCAUACUUCAAUGAAUGGCUGGGACUUGGGAAUACAUGAGCCUAGUCUCUUCCGUGUCUCCUCCAGUCGCAGUUUGCACUCUCCCAGCGUUUUUCUAAAUGAGGCUCUAGCGCUGCUCAACUGGAGCUCCAGGUCGUUGAUAGUGGAGCCACAGAAUGUCAGCUCGUCCAGGUGACGCU
This is a messenger RNA of Geodia barretti, 2010 nucleotides long. NCBI's taxonomy places the organism in Eukaryota, Metazoa, Porifera, Demospongiae, Tetractinellida, Geodiidae. The record is from the annotation of a GenBank genome assembly.